Clavispora lusitaniae ATCC 42720 is the source of this 1020-nucleotide messenger RNA. Lineage: Eukaryota; Fungi; Ascomycota; Pichiomycetes; Serinales; Metschnikowiaceae. The record is from RefSeq and is a predicted model, not a curated record.
AUGCACUAUGUCAACCAAUUUUUGACUCAUUCUGACUGGAGAAACAAAGAUAUCGCAAUAUACUUGUUUACGUCUUUGGCUGCCAAGGGCAGUGUGACAAACAUUGGUGUUACAUCAACUAAUAUGUUGGUUGAUGUUGUCCAGUUUUUCACUGAUAAUAUCGCCACCUACUUGAUGAAUGAUGCAGCACCAAUUUUAAAGACAGAUGCUGUCAAGUAUAUCAUGACUUUCCGCAACCAACUAACAAAGGAGCAACUUAUCACUACUAUUCCCCUUCUUAUAAACCAUUUAAAGAACCCCAACGUUGUUGUGUAUACUUAUGCGGCCAUCACUCUUGACAAAUUGUUUUCAAUGACAAGCUUCACAAAUGCAAAACAUACCCUUGUCUUUGACAAGCAUGAUAUCCAGCCUUUCAUUCAUGACUUAUUGAACAAUUUGUUUCCACUUAUUUUGAGCCACUCUGCGCCAGAAAAAUUGUCAGAGAAUGAGUUUUUGAUCAAAACUGUGAUGCAGGUUUUGAAUACAGCUGAGGAUACCAUUGAUGAGAAAUUCAAAAUGACAGUGAUCGAGCAAUUUUUGAGCAUUUUGAGUAUCAUUGCUAAGAACCCCGCAAAUCCCAGAUUCACCCAUUACGUGUUUGAAAGUAUGGGUCUAUUGAUCAAAUUUGGCUCUGAUCCUUCGCGUGUUAACAACUACAUCAAUUCGAUCAUGCCAUCUUUGCUUCAAAUAUUGAGCGAGGAUGUUCAGGAAUUUGUUCCAUAUACUUUCCAGAUUUUAGCAUAUUUGCUAGAAAAUUUGCCAAAGUCUAACCCAUUACCAGCUCAAUAUUCAACAUUGGUCAAGCCACUUAUGUCUCCGGCUGUAUGGGAAUAUAGAGGAAAUGUUCCGGGUAUCACCAGAUUACUUAUUGCUAUUAUGGCACAUGAUCCAACACCGUUUGUAUCAAACCCUCAAGAGCUCACUCCAUUAUUGGGUGUCUUCCAGAAGUUAAUUGCUUCAAGAGCCAAUGACACAUAUGGU